AUGAAGGCCGUAACGCCUCUCCAGCGCGGCAUGGCCUGUCUCUGCUGCCGCAAACGAAAGAUGAAAUGCGACGGGCUGCGGCCUGUCUGUUCGCAAUGCCUCAAAGCCAACCGCGGCGUCGACUGUCAAUAUCACGAGAAGAAACAUGUCAGUCGCACGCAGCUUCUCCAGCAGAAGGUCGCGAAACUGGAGGCGCGUCUGCGCGAACUCGAGUCUGAGCAGGCAGAGUCGUCUGCGAGUGGCUCGAGUUCAGGCUCGUCCCCGUCGCCCCCGCCCUUUCAGCGCCCAUCCAGAUCCUCUAUCGGGAGCUGUGGACGCUCCCUUAACUGGGAUCACGAUUUCUCGACCAUCAACUUGACAGACACCAUCCCAGCCUCGCCCACAAACAGUCUACACCCUGGUGAUACCCAUGGCCCGGCAGCGCUAUCAAACCUCGAAAUAUUCUUCUCGCAUCGGCACCAGUGCGCAUUCGACUGCCACCUUACCAGGUUCAGCGCAUCCCUCCAUCUAGCCCAUCCGCACCAACCUCAUCCCGCUCUGAUGGACGCGAUUUACCUCAUGGCCUGCUACUUCUCACGUUUACCGCAUCUCAGCGAGCUCGAACCCCACUUCCUAAAGCGUGCGCUGGCCGGGAUUUCGGAAGCCCUGCAUCAGCAGGACAGGAUGGUCCAAGUACUGCAGGCUUCGUCACUGAUCGCCGUGUACUUCUUCUGUCAAGGGCGUGUGCUCGAGGGGUACUAUCACUCGUCGACGAGCGCGCGACUGGCGAUAGACGUCGGCCUCCACCAGAUUCGCCCCACUAUGGAGUGGUCGGGCAUCCAGUCGGGGCUCGGCGGCGCGGGCGCGUCUGCGUUCCCCACCGACGCGACGUUCCCGCUGCCCCCCGUGAAGGACUCAGUGGAACACGCAGAGCGCGUCGCAGCGUUCUGGCAGAUAUUCAUCGUCGAUCGCGCGUGGUCAGUUGCAACCGGUCUUCCGUCGGCGCUCCCGGAUGAUGACCACCCGCGGACGCAAAUCGCGACGUCCUGGCCAAUGGGCAUUGUCGAUAUGUCAAUGAGCCCCGACGCAAACGUCAACACCCUUCAGGCGCUUGUCGGCUCUUCAAUGUUAGGAAGCAGCAGCGGUGCCGGUUCCAACGUGACCCUUCGAGCGAAGGCGGUUAUGCUCUUCGAACGUACCGCGCGCUUCGCAUCGUCUUCGAGGAGCGAAUCAGACUGGGCAGGGCAGCGGUCACUCGAGAUGUCCCUCGCGCAGUUCUCCGCCAACCUCCCAGGGAUCAGCCGACAUACGAACCAGUUCGUGCCGACGCGUGCGGACGGGGACCUGGUCACGAUCCAUACGCUUAUCUACACCGCGACCAUCCACCUCCACCGGGAUCAUAUUGAGACGCAGACGCCGUCGUUCGAGAAGUGUCUAUACGCAGCGAGCUCGGUUGCGGCGUUGGUGCGCGAGCUGAACGAGGACGAUUACGCCUUCCUCGACCCCAUCAACAGCACGUGCUGGCGCGCUGUAGCGGACGUCUACGCGCGCAUGCUCAGCAGCACGCAGAUCGAGCAGCUGCAGUACGACUCGCUGGCCAUCACGAACGAGCUGAACGUCCUUCUCGCGGCCAUGCGCCGCCUGGCGCUCUUCUUCCCCGUAGCCGCCCUUCCAUGA
Messenger RNA from Fomitopsis serialis, 1656 nucleotides. RefSeq lists its product as uncharacterized. Bases 1 to 1656 code for a protein of 551 amino acids. Lineage: Eukaryota; Fungi; Basidiomycota; Agaricomycetes; Polyporales; Fomitopsidaceae. The record is from RefSeq and is a predicted model, not a curated record. Gene Ontology annotation, cellular component: nucleus. Gene Ontology annotation, molecular function: DNA binding; zinc ion binding; DNA-binding transcription factor activity, RNA polymerase II-specific. Gene Ontology annotation, biological process: regulation of DNA-templated transcription; DNA-templated transcription. The transcript has 8 exons.